Molecule: messenger RNA, 2128 nt
Organism: Xenopus laevis (African clawed frog)
Lineage: Eukaryota; Metazoa; Chordata; Amphibia; Anura; Pipidae
Gene: crat.L
Product: carnitine O-acetyltransferase b L homeolog
Exons: 14
Coding region: 134-2008 (624 amino acids)
Biological process (GO): fatty acid metabolic process; carnitine metabolic process, CoA-linked
Cellular component (GO): peroxisome
Molecular function (GO): carnitine O-acetyltransferase activity; acyltransferase activity
Source: RefSeq, a predicted model, not a curated record
UGCAGGAAGUGUGCAACGUCCCCCUUUCCUAAAAAAUCCUAAAUCGUGUCCCGCCUCCUCAUCUCCAGCUGUAGUCUCACACAGGCCUCGGGGAUACAAUCUAGUUUGUAGCAGGAGGGGGGCAGCUGUCAGAAUGCUGCUCAAUAUGCUCUGCUGCAGAGCCCCCCUGCGGGCCAUGGUUUCCUUCCGUACCCUCAGCAGGGGCUACUCUGGCUCUUCUUUUCCCCAUCAGCCUGUGCCUGACCUCUCAAAAACUCUUUCUCAUUACCUACGAUCACUCCAGCCCUUGGUUAGCAAAGAUGAGCUUGAGAGCACCCGGGAACUGGUGGAGGAAUUUCUGAGGCCUGGGGGCCAAGGAGAGGAUCUGGGGAAACAGUUACAGAAGAGAGCUGAACGGACUGACAAUUGGCUCACAGACUGGAGACAUCAAGCUAUCUACCUGGAGAAUCAUCUGCCCCUACCUGUGCAUUCCAGCCCAGCUGUUCUUCUUCCCCAGAGGGAUCACAAAGACUGGAGGGGACAGCUAAGAUUUGCAUCCAAACUGAUUUCUGGUGUUCUGGAUUUCAAAGCAAAAAUCGAGAGCCCUGAUGGUCUUACAGAGAUAUGGAGAGGCCAUCCUCUAUGUCCUCACCAAUACCAUGACUUCUUUGGCUCAUGCAGAGAACCUGGUUACAAAAGAGAUCGUGUACUGCUGCAGCCGGCACAUAAGUCCCCAUCUCAUCAUGUGACAGUGUGCAGAAAUUACCAGUUUUUCCAAAUGGAUGUAUAUAAUAGUGAUGGGUCUCCUCUCACUGAGGAUCAGAUUCAUCAGCAGAUGCUUUUCCUGCGAGCUCACUCCUACAAGACGGACAAGGAGCCUGUGGGGGUGCUUACCACUGAUCACCGAAAUAGCUGGGGACGUGCAUAUACCACCCUUAUCCGGGACCGGCUGAACAGAGAAUCCGUACACAGCAUCCAACACAGCCUCUUCACAGUCUGCCUUGAUGCCACUGCCCUUAAGUUUUCUGAGGAGCUGUAUAGCAGCCGAACAGCAGCCCAGAUGCUACAUGGAGGAGGGACGCAUGCAAAUAGUGGCAACAGAUGGUUUGACAAAACCUUGCAGUUCGUGGUUGGGGAGGAUGGGACAUGUGGUUUGAUAUACGAUCAAGCAACAGCUGAUGCCUCUGCUGUACUGACAAUGCUGAGCCAUGUUCUGGAGUACUGCUCAAGGGGGCCCAGACGUCAUCUACCUCGUACACCUUUAACACGUCUUCCUCCCCCAAAAAAGCUCUACUUCAAUUUCCCCCCAGAAACCAAACAACAUGUAGAAAAUGCAAAGCAGAACCUGGAUAUAUUGGUGAAUGACUUAGACAUUUGCUGCUUCACGUUCUCUGAUUUUGGCAAGAGCUUUCCAAAGAGACACAACAUGAGACCAGGUGCUUUUCUGCAGGUCGCCCUUCAGUUGGCGUACUACAGGUGUCAUGGAUCCUUGUGUGCCACAUGUGAAGUUGUCAGUCUCCGGACAUUUCAUCGUGGUCGAUCAGAUGUAGUCCGUUGCUCUUCCCCUGAGGCACUAGAAUUUGUGCAAGCUGCAGAUGAUCCCAGCAGACCGGCUGGAGAGAAGCUGGCACUUUUGAAAAAUGCUGUAGAAAGUCACCAGUAUGCAACAGAUCAGGUGGUACAGGGUCAAUCUGUAGAUGGCGCUCUUCUUGCUCUGAAGAUGCUGUGUAUAUCCUCUGGAGCUGCUCUCCCUGAAAUUCUUAUGGAUACAUCCUAUGCAGUCUCUUCUCACUGGAAGCUCUUUACAGGACAGGUAUCAUCCCCUAUAGACUGUGUGAUGUGUUAUGGGCCUCUGGUACCCGAUGGCUACAGUGUCUGCUUUGCACCCUCUGUGGACAGUAUUACAGUAUGCGUAUCUGCAUUUGACUGCUGCCAGGAGACUGAUGCCCAGAAACUAUCUGAUAGUCUGCAGGGGGCUCUAAGAGAAAUACAGUCUCUCAUUCUAAAGUGCCAACCUGAUGAGGCCUAGGACCGAGAUUUCUCCUUACAGAGAUUCCGAUUACUCUUGCUACAGGACAUCUGUCAUUGUUGAAAGAGAUCUUUAAGUUAAAAUGUAACCUUACUUAAUAAAGGUUUCUUUAAAUGGAAA